This is a messenger RNA of Python bivittatus (Burmese python), 2485 nucleotides long. The record is from RefSeq and is a predicted model, not a curated record. NCBI's taxonomy places the organism in Eukaryota, Metazoa, Chordata, Lepidosauria, Squamata, Pythonidae.
CUGCGCCUUUUGCGGAGAGGAGGCCGGUCUCGUGAGCGCGCGCGCCUGGUCCCUCGCUUGCAAAAAGCAAACAAAAUCGGGUCCCUUUAAACGGGGUGGGCGGAGAGGAGAUUGUCAAGGAGAAAGGAGGGCUUUGGAAGGAGAGGGAGCGCGCGCGCGCAAAGAGCGAGCGAGCGAGGGAGGCGUUUAUUUUGUUCGCCCUGCUCAGCUCUCAGUUCAGCUGCGGGGUUUGCCGUUUAUCCCCCCAGCAAUAACCCUCCAAAUCCAAGCUGCUCUGAUCAUUUUCAGCAUUGCGACAUCGCUGGCGGCCGGGUCACGGCUAUGCUUCUUGAUUGGCUGUAGCCGCGGGCAAGGGACAUCACCCGAGGAAGAGAGCGCGGCUGCCUCCACUGCGGCUGUUCUGUUUCACAAAGCCCCCCCUUCCUUUCGCGCUCCCCCCUCCCGAGCCUUGGAGGAGACGUCCCUCCAGGAAAGGGGGCAACUGGAACGCGGCCGCUGCCCCUCCAGAGAGGGGAGAAUGCUUUGCCGGAAGGCCUUGCCGCGCUCCCUUUCUCCGCUGCGGCCGCUAGAGGGCAGUAUGGGGCGCCCCAAUCCUUCCGCGCAGGGUUUGCUACGGUAGCAGUCAGGCAUUUUCCCUUCCUGUUCGGAGACCAACCUUGCCUUGUUUAAAAAAAAAAAAAACUAGAAGAAUCCGAGGAACUGGCACCUUGAACUUGGCCUUGAUUUGUUCCCCCCGCCCCUCCUUUUCUCUCCCUUUCCCACCCCCUUUCUCAAUCCUUUCUCCCUAUUCUGCUCCUCUCUUUAGCAAACCUCUUCCUUCUCCUUCUCUUCUCCUUCCCCUCUUCCCCCCUUUUCCACCCUCCCUCCUUCCUUCUUCCAUGGCGGAGACAAAAAUAAUUUACCAUAUCGAUGAAGAGGAGACCCCUUAUUUGGUGAAAUUGCCCGUUUCUCCGGAAAAAGUCACUUUGGCGGAUUUUAAAAAUGUCCUCAGUAACCGGCCGGUGCACAGCUACAAAUUUUUCUUCAAGUCGAUGGACCAGGAUUUUGGGGUGGUAAAGGAAGAGAUCUCAGAUGACAAUGCAAGGCUCCCAUGUUUCAACGGACGUGUCGUGUCCUGGCUGGUCCUGGCAGAGAGCUCACAUUCGGAUGCCGGCUCGCAAUGUGCCGAAAGCCACACGGAUCUUCCUCCUCCCAUUGAGCGAACUGGAGGCAUCGGAGACUCUCGCCCCCCUUCCUUUCACCCAAAUGCCUCAAGCAGCCGAGACGGGCUGGACAACGAAACAGGAACCGAGUCAGUUGUCAGCCACCGGCGGGAUCGUCACCGGCGGAGGAACCGAGAAGGCCAUGAAGAUGUGUCUCGCGUCAAUGGACACCCAAAGCUUGACCGACUCUGGGAGCCUCCCCCCGGUUACAAUAGCUCAUCCACCGUGAUGAGCAGCGAACUUGAAUCCAGCAGCUUUGUGGACUCAGACAACGAGGAAAACACCAGCAGGCUAAGUAGCUCCACAGAACAGAGCACUUCAUCCCGUCUCAUUCGGAAGCACAAACGCAGGCGAAGGAAACAGAAAAUGCGACAGAUUGACCGGUCAUCCUCCUUCAGCAGUAUUACAGACUCCACCAUGUCCCUCAACAUCAUCACUGUCACCCUCAACAUGGAAAAAUACAACUUUCUGGGAAUAAGUAUCGUUGGACAGAGCAACGACAGGGGAGAUGGCGGCAUUUACAUUGGCUCCAUCAUGAAGGGCGGGGCAGUGGCGGCAGAUGGACGGAUUGAACCAGGCGACAUGCUUUUACAGGUGAAUGAGGUGAACUUCGAGAACAUGAGCAAUGAUGAUGCUGUGCGGGUCUUACGGGAAAUUGUCUCCAAACCUGGACCCAUCAGCCUAACCGUGGCCAAAUGCUGGGAUCCUACACCUAGGAGUUACUUCACAAUCCCCAGGGCUGAGCCCGUGCGGCCGAUCGACCCCGCAGCCUGGAUUUCUCAUACCACGGCUUUGACGGGAGCAUACCCCCGUUACGGUAUGAGUCCUUCCAUGAGCAUCAUCACUUCUACCAGCUCCUCACUAACAAGCUCAAUUCCCGAUUCGGAAAGUAAGUCACCCUGCCGCCAGGACCAGGCAGGUUUCCUUCCUGCGCAGGGCUGGCAGCGUAGAGAUCAACAAAGAGACAGUGCCCCCCAAAACCACCCCUAUUGGCACUCAAACCUUAACCCCCCCCAAAAUAUAUGCACUUUAAAGUGAUCUCUGGCCCUUUAAGAGGGAGCAGCCAUCAGCCAGGCCGAGAACGGCGGUAGUUCUUAUUCAACUCCUGAGCAGCCAUAAAGCGGGCCAAUCCCAACAGAUGCCUUCAAGCCUGCAGCCAUCUGUCCAGAUGCUCAGCGCGCUCUAGGAUUAAAGGGCCUGGCUGAGGCUUCCCAUCCAGAGCGCAUCACGUACAGUCCUUGGGAUGGUCAUAGAAUCCUUGGGUUGAGAGGGACCUAGAGGCC